Messenger RNA from Prorocentrum cordatum, 1529 nucleotides. Lineage: Eukaryota; Dinophyceae; Prorocentrales; Prorocentraceae. The record is from the annotation of a GenBank genome assembly.
GGGGGGCCCCAGCGCCGAUGCGAGAAAUCCGCGCGGGCCUCCGAGUUUUUAUGUUGACGUCAUUGUUCGUUCCCCUCGAUUUCUCCAUGCCUCGAGGAGGUCUCGGGGGCCCCGUUGGUGGGGGGGCCGGCGGGUUCGAGAAGUACAACGCCGUGUGCCGCGGCGGGCCACUGCAGGGCGAGCCCAGCAGGGUCAUGCACGCCCGCUUCCUCGGCCUGUGCGGCGGGCCUGGCGCGGCGGCCGCGGGCGACGGCGGCCAGGCGGCGGUGGCGAACCGGUACACGACCACCAUCCACGUCCUGGCGUCCGCGCUGGUCAAGGCUAGCAAGAUGUCCAAGGUCUGCACCGUGAUGCGCGGCACGACUGGGGGCCGGCUCCCAGAGAGGUUCUGGAGGGAGGACGAGUCCGGUGUGAGGGGCGGCAUUGAGUUCGGCUUCAUGAGCACCACAACGGAUCGCACCGUCGCCAUGCAGUACGCGUCGGAUCCCACCAAGGGCGCGGGUACGGUGCUGGAGAUCCAGACCGGCAUGAUCGACAAGGGUGCCGAGCUGUCUUGGAUUUCCCAGUACCCUCACGAGAAAGAGCUGUGCUUCCCGCCGCUGACCAGCAUGCAGGUCCUCGGCACCUCGGUGGAGGGCACAGUCUUGGUGGUCUCCCUGCGCCUCAAUCUCAACCUCACCUCCUCGACCAUCGAGGAGGUGAUCGGGAAGAGGCACAAAGUCGCGAGAGACAUGUGCAGCAACCUGCAGGCCGAGGCGAAGAGAGAGCUGGGACGACGGGCGGCGGAGGAGCUGCGGAUGCAUGAGGCGGCGUCGCAGCACGGCGACCUGCAGAGCACGGUCUUGAGGCGGCUGGAGGGCGAGCUGGGCGCCAUCUGCAGCAACGAGGCCGACUCGUUCAACAACGACAGCAGGUUCCAGGCCUACCUGAAGGACGCGCUGGACCUGAAGCAGGCGGCCGUGCAGGCCAUGGGGCUGCUGAGCGGUGGGUGGGCCCAGCUUGCCCCGGAGGCGCAGACGGUGGGCCCCACCCUGCGCAGGCUGCUCGCGGAGGAGGGCCCUCAGGAGGCGCAGGAUUCCCUGAAGGCGCUGGAAAGGCUGGCGGCCGCCCAGGCCAAGUCAAGGUCUACCGACGUCUCCGCUCGCGAGGCGGCCUGCGAGGAGCUGGCCGCGUGCGCGCGCGAGGGCAGCGCGGCCGCGGACGGGGCCCUCCUGCUGCUGGCGGAGGUCGCCCGUGGGGACUCGGACGAGUGCAUCCGCGAGAAGGCGACGAAGGCCCUGCCCGCCUGCUGCGAGCGAGACGGCCCCGAGCGCCACGCGCGGGUCCUGGAGCUGCUGGCUGGGCUCGCCGCCGAGGCGCAGAGGAAGAGAACUUCGAGGAUGCGGACUCCGACGUCCGCGCGGCGGCGGCCGAGUGCCUGCCAACCUGCUGCAGGGCGGGCGGCCCCGAGCCCACCGCGCGGGUCCAGGAGCUGCUGGCCGGGCUCGCCAAGGACCCGGAGUGGGAGGUCCGCACGGGGGCGGCCAAGG